GGGAGGGAGGGAUCCCGGGGAGGCCGGUGGGCAGCGCCGCCCGGACCCUGCGCCAAUCCCCGCCGUCCCGGCCCCUCCCGGCGCUGCAGCAGCGCGGCUCUGCCCUCCGCUUCCUCGCUCCCUUUUUCUCUUCUGCCAUCUUCCCGUUGCAAAGCAUUGCUGGGAACCGCAUGUGGGUGACGCAGCAGCAUUGUCUCCGGCUCAGGAAGCUGCUGCCGCCGCCGCUGCCCAAGGGCUCGGGAGGAGCACGCGGCCGCCAGUGCGGCUGCUGGGGGCGGGGAGGAGCCGGGGGCGCUCGGGGCGGGGGGCGCAGCUGCUCCCCAGCCAUGUCCCCGAACACCGGGGGUCCGGCCGGGGUCUGAGCCAGCCCCCGGAGGUGUCCGGGAGAAGGGAGGGGGCUCCAGCCCUCGCAGUGCGGGCACCGAAACAAAGAGGGCUCGGCAAACUUCACCCAGAGUCUCGGCAGCUCCAGAAGCGCAAGCUGCUGUUGGAAGAAUACGCAAACAGCGACCCCAAACUGGCACUUACAGGCGUCCCCAUCGUCCAGUGGCCCAAAAGAGAUAAGCUAAAGCUGCAGGCCCGGCUGCGGGUGCGCCUGCCCACCAUCCCCAUCACCAAGCCGCACACCAUGAAGCCAGCACCGCGCCCCACUCCCGUCAGGUCCACGGUGUCUCCCAUCGUGUCGGGCGCCCGGCGGAGGCGGGUGCGGUGCCGGAAAUGCAAGGCCUGCAUGCAGGGCGAGUGUGGCAUGUGCCACUACUGCAGGGACAUGAAGAAGUUCGGCGGGCCCGGCCGCAUGAAGCAGUCCUGUGUCCUCCGGCAGUGCUUGGCGCCCAGGUUGCCUCACUCGGUCACGUGUGCACUUUGCGGGGAGGUGGAUCAGAACGAGGACUCACAGGACUUUGAGAAGAAGCUGAUGGAGUGCUGUAUCUGCAAUGAGAUUGUUCACCCUGGCUGUCUGCAGAUGGAUGGAGAAGGGUUGCUCAAUGAUGAGCUCCCCAAUUGCUGGGAGUGCCCCAAGUGCUACCAGGGUGAUGAUGCAGAGAAGGGCCAGAAGCGGAAGGUGGAGGAGAGCGAUGACGACACGGCACAAGCCAAGGUGCUGCGGCCCCUGCGGAGCUGCGAGGAGCCCCUGACCCCCCCGCCCAAUUCACCCACCCCGAUGCUGCAGCUGAUCCACGACCCCGCGUCCCCCCGUGGGGUGGUGACACGCUCGUCCCCGGGGGCCGGGCCCAGCGACCACCACAGCGCCAGCCGGGACGAGCGCUUCAAGCGCCGGCAGCUGCUGCGGCUCCAGGCCACGGAGAGAACCAUGGUGCGGGAGAAGGAGAACAACCCCAGCGGCAAGAAGGAGCUGUCAGAGGUGGAGAAGGCCAAGCUGCACGGCUCCUACCUCACCGUGACGCUCCAGCGCCCCACCAAAGAUGUCCACGGCACUUCGAUUGUCCCCAAGCUCCAAGCCAUCACGGCCUCCUCGGCCAACCUGCAGCACUCGCCGCGCGUGGUCGUGCGCCACGCGCCCGCCAGGAUGCCCCUGCGGAGCGGGGGCGACGAGGACGCGGCCGCCGAGGAAGAGGAGGACGAAGAGGAAGAGGAGGAUGAGAACGCGGAGGAGGGGGGGGCGGCCCGGCUGAACGGGCGCGGGGGCCGGGCGCAGGAGGGCGAGGAGAGCUGCGUCCAGCGCGAGGUCUGGAUGUCUGUGUUCCGCUACCUCACCCGCAGGGAGCUCUGCGAGUGCAUGCGGGUGUGCAAGACCUGGUACAAGUGGUGCUGUGACAAGAGAUUGUGGACAAAGAUAGACUUGAGCAGGUGCAAGUCCAUCACCCCGCAGGCGCUGAGCGGCAUCAUCAAAAGGCAGCCGGUCAGCCUUGAUCUCAGCUGGACCAAUAUCUCAAAAAAACAGCUUACAUGGCUCGUCAACAGGCUGCCAGGCCUGAAAGACCUCAUCCUAGCGGGCUGUUCCUGGUCUGCGGUCUGUGCCCUCAGUACCUCCAGCUGCCCCCUUCUCAGGACCCUCGAUCUUCGGUGGGCAGUAGGAAUCAAGGACCCUCAGAUCCGGGACUUACUCACGCCUCCAACAGACAAACCCAGUCAGGACAAUCGCAGCAAACUCCGCAACAUGAUCGACUUCCGGCUCGCCGGGCUGGACAUCACGGACGCCACGCUGCGCCUGAUCAUCCGCCAUAUGCCCCUGCUCUCCCGCCUCGACCUCAGCCACUGCAACCACCUCACGGACCAGUCGGCCAACCUCCUCACCGCCGUGGGCUCCUCCACACGCAACUCCCUCACCGAGCUCAACAUGGCAGGCUGCAAUAAGCUGACGGACCAGGCCUUGCUGUACCUGCGCCGCAUCUCCAACGUCACCCUCAUCGACCUGCGGGGUUGCAAACAGAUCACCCGCAAAGCCUGUGAGCACUUCAUCUCGGACCUGUCCAUCAACAGCCUCUACUGCCUGUCUGAUGAGAAGCUGAUCCAAAAAAUCAGCUAGAGACCCUCCCCGGGGCAGACUGAGGAGAAGGAAAAGAGCCCAUCCCGCCCCUCUUGGAGAGCCCCUCCUCCAUCUCCCCCCUUGCCCUGCGCGUCCUGCCGCUGCCUCCCACCUGGCUCGGCAGGCAGGGCUGUCGCUGGCCUCGCUCCACUGUCCUUCCUCCUCCUCCUUCCCCGGGACUUCUGCCGAGGAAGACGUCCCGCCAGGCCGGCCAGUACCAGAGGAGGAACGGGCACAUGGCAGGGAGCCUGGGCCCGGAGGCUGGCCGCUCCCGAGGCGGGGGCUUUGACAGAGGCCUCUGUGCAGAGAAAUGGGGCACCCUCUCCCCCCAGCUUUUCCCCUCCUCCCCGUCGUCUCCUUGCCUUGAAACACUUGUCACUUCCCCGGUAGCACAAAGCUUGAGGGUCAAGGUCUCUCCGAGGAAGCAGGAGCAGAGCCAGAACACCCCGUCCCCCUCUGUGCCGCCACCAGCUCGGCGCUUCCCUGCGCUCUCCCCCCCUUUUCCCUUCCCCUUCCCCUCGACUGGCUGCAGGGAUUGCUGUCCAUGCCCCUCUUCCUCCCACGCAUCCGGGCGGUUCUUUAAGCACCCAGGGCAGGAGCCCCGUGGCCGGGGUGUCCCGGGAGCAGGGGCUGGGGGAUAACUCGUCUGUCCGAGGGGAUGGAGCAGGGGAGAACCCACAGGUACACCAGAGCUCAGGGAGGACUCGGGAAGCAUCAGCCAGGGGUGAGUGAGCCCGGGGCGGGGACAGGAGCUGCCUCCUCUUCCUCCCCAGCUCCCGGCACCACGAAGCACUCUGGGGCCGGAGGGGCGAGGGCUGCUCCGCGGCCUGGGACCGAACUGGCAUCGUCCUCUCCUUUCCCCCCACCCCCUUUUCGCUGCCGAUUUUCCUUUGCAAUGAAUGGUUGGUCCAAAGAACCUCUCUCUAGGGCAGCAGAGAGCUUUUUGCACUUUAAAAAAAAAACAACAAAAAAAAGACAAAAAAACAAAACAAACAAAAAAAGACAAGAAAAAAAAAGAAAGGAAAAAAGGUUGGAAUCUUCUUUUUCUGGGUCACUAUUUUAUUUCCCUCCCUGUCCUGCCUGUGCCUGGACACUCCCCCUCUCUGCCCCCCCGGUGUCAGCACCCUGCUCUCUCCCUGGCAGCAUACCGAUAGCACAAUCCGGGGUGUCCCCUCCGUGCCACCACCGGUCCCCAGCCCCGCAGGGGUGCCCGGGGGGCAGCCCGCACCCCCCCCCUGCUGCUUCAGAAGCAAUAAAGGAGGAGAGGCGGCCAGCGGGGUCUGUCCCCGGCAGGGGGACAGCAGGGGCCAAUCCCGCAGUGCCUGCGACAAGGGGCAGUGCGGCCAGCGGAGCCUGGAGCAGGAAGCCCCCCCAGGCGAGAGGAGGAGCCUUCGGCCUCGGCCUGUCUCGGCGGCGGCUCCCGGGAACGACAUCGGAAGAAUUAAAGCUUUUCUUUUUCCUUUGGAUUCCUUUUUGAGUUUUGCAACGCGAAAGAAAAUUUCCAGAGCUGGGGUUGAGAGGGGCGAGGUGCUCCCUCCCCCGGGGGGACAGCACCCCCUUCCCGCCGUGUCCCCCCCUCCAGCGCAGAGACUCCGGCGUGCCACCCUCCUCACCACCCCGGCGUGGUGCAAAUCCACGAGGAAGAAAAAAAGAGAAUUAUAUAUAAUAAAAAUCACUUAGUGAUUUAAAACCAACCCAGCCUGCUCCCUAAAGACAACUCCUGCAAGCAAAGUCACUUGUUUAAGGGUUUGGUUGUGGUUUU
Molecule: messenger RNA, 4250 nt
Organism: Passer montanus (Eurasian tree sparrow)
Lineage: Eukaryota; Metazoa; Chordata; Aves; Passeriformes; Passeridae
Gene: KDM2A
Product: lysine demethylase 2A
Exons: 10
Coding region: 629-2488 (619 amino acids)
Biological process (GO): protein demethylation; regulation of transcription by RNA polymerase II
Molecular function (GO): transcription coregulator activity; protein binding; DNA binding
Source: RefSeq, a predicted model, not a curated record